Oncorhynchus tshawytscha (Chinook salmon) is the source of this 864-nucleotide messenger RNA. Its product is annotated as E3 ubiquitin/ISG15 ligase TRIM25-like. The transcript has a single exon. The record is from RefSeq and is a predicted model, not a curated record. Gene Ontology annotation, molecular function: zinc ion binding. Bases 241 to 849 code for a protein of 202 amino acids. NCBI's taxonomy places the organism in Eukaryota, Metazoa, Chordata, Actinopteri, Salmoniformes, Salmonidae.
ACAGAGACCCCAGUCCAGUAGGAAGCCACUCCCCCUCUACAUACAGAGAACCCAGUCCAGUAGGAAGCCACUCCCCCUCUACAUACAGAGACCCCAGUCCAGUAGGAAGCCACUCCCCCUCUACAUACAGGGAACCCAGUCCAGUAGGAAGCCACUCCCCCUCCUCUGGUGUAGAGUUCCAUGAAACAGAAAGUCAUCUUUCAUACUGCCAUUGCUUAACCUACGGGAGAGAGCACCAAAAUGGCAGAGAAUCAGGAACUGUUCUGUUGCUCCAUCUGUCUGGAUCUACUGAAGGAUCCGGUGACUACUGCCUGUGGACACAGUUACUGUGUGGGCUGUAUUAAAGAAAGCUGGGAUCAGGAUGAUCUGAAAGGUGUCUACAGCUGUCCACAGUGCAGACAGACCUUUAUCCCAAGGCCUGUUCUGAACAGGAGCACUGUGCUGACUGAAGUGGUGGAGAAACUGAAGAAGACAGGACUCCAGGCUGCUCCUCCUCCUGCUCUGUGCUAUGCUGGACCUGGAGAUGUGGUGUGUGAUGUCUGCACUGGGACCAGAAAGCAGAAAGCCCUCAUGUCCUGUCUGGCGUGUCUGGCCUCUUACUGUGAGACUCACCUCCAACCUCACUAUGAAUCUCCUGCUUUCAAGAAGCACAAGCUGGUCAAAGCCACGGCACAACUACAGGAGAAGAUCUGCUCUCAUCAUGACAAACUACUGGAGGUUUACUGUCGUACCGAUCAGCAGUGUGUCUGUCUGCUGUGUGUGAUGGAUGAACAUAAAGGCCAUGAUACAGUGUCAGCUGAGGCAGAGAGGACUGUUUCAGGGUUCAUGAAUUACAGAAAAACAUGCUGAUCAAAAUACACCAGG